Rhizophagus irregularis DAOM 181602=DAOM 197198 is the source of this 2607-nucleotide messenger RNA. The record is from RefSeq and is a predicted model, not a curated record. Lineage: Eukaryota; Fungi; Glomeromycota; Glomeromycetes; Glomerales; Glomeraceae.
AUGUCCUGCAGUUUUAACUCAACUGAUUGCAAAGGAGUAAUUAGGACAAUAAAUAAUAAUACAAAAAUUCAAAUAACAAAAAAAAAAACUAUUUUAGUUGGAAUGAAAUUAUAUCAAACUCACUAUAAUAAAUUUAUUAUUAAUGAGGCUUAUAGCCUAAAAAAUAAUGAAACUUGCUCUCAUCAAAAGCAUGAUGAAUAUAAAAGCCAAUCAAAAAAUGCAAAUAAGAGAUCAAAAAACCUUAAUCUUGAAAAGAUACCAAAAAGAUUAAUACCAAUUUUAAAUUUAGAUGAAACUGCUAAAAUUUGUAGUUUGUGCAGAAAAAAAACAGAUAAUGAUCCUGAUUAUAAUAUGUUAGAAGAAUAUACUGCACCAAUUUCCAAAAAAAAGGAUGAUGAUAAUAUUUUAACAAUGGGAAAUCAUACUUAUUCAUUUAGAAAAGAUAUUUUAUAUAAUGGUGAAGAACUAAAACAAUUUGAAUCAGAUUAUCAAGAAAUUAUAUCACAAUUAACAAUUACAGAUGAAAUUAGUUUAAGUAACAAAAUUAAAAAAAUGUUUAAUAUUCUUUAUAAAAAUCAAAGAAUAUUAGAACAAAAAACAAUUUAUGAUCCUGAUAAAUUUAAUAAUAUGUUAGAAACAGAAGAUGCAGAUUUAAUUGGUUUUUUUGAUGAAUUAUAUCAAGGAACUAAUCCUAAAACUAAAUCUGAUAAACAAAUAAUAGCUGAUAUUGGAUCAUAUUUACAAACUUCUGGAGCAUCAGCUACUUCUAUUGAUACACUUGCAAAUCUUGGAUUAUCAGUAUCAAGAAUGACAGUAAAUCAACAAAAAAAAAUUGUUUCAGAUGAACAUAAACAAUCUGUUGAUAAUUAUUGUUUACAAAAUAUAGAAAAAAUGUUUGUUUUGAAUAUUGAUGAUUACCAUAAUAUUCAUCGACGUACUAUGCCAUCAUUAUUGGAAACACAUAAUAUCUUUCAUUUUGUUACAAUAUUAUUAAAUUCUAAUCCUAAUAUUCCAAGCAUACCAUGUUUUUCAAAUAAUAUUUUAAUACAUAAUCCUAAAGGAAUUGACUCUAAAUUAAUUAUUAAAAAGUUUGAGAAUUAUUUUAUGAACCAAAUAGGCAAAAGUUAUUAUGAGCAAAAUGAAUUAUGGAAAAAUUUGUUAAUUGAAGAUUCUUAUGAAAAUAGAAUUGAAAAUCUUAAUGUUCAUAAUUAUGAUGGUCGCAUUCAAAAACAUCAGGAAUUAAGAUCAUUAAAUAAUAGCAAAUUAGUAGAUUUUAUUUUGCACCUAUUACAUAGUACUAAAGAUUAUAUUGAAUGUUCAAAUCUUUUAUUUAAAGUAUUUAAAAGGUUAAAAAAUACUGAUUAUUUAGAUCAUUACAUUAUUCCUAUAAUUGCUGAUUGGCCAGGACAAGUAAAUAUAAGAAGAGCUAUAACAUUAAGAAUUAAUAGAGGAAUUAUAUCUGGAAUUUCAAAACAAAUAUUAAGUUUAAUUCCUAUGAUUGGACCACUUCAUAUUUCUUUAAAUAGUAGAGAAACCUUGUUUCAAACUUACCAUUUUUUUUUUGAAAUGUUGUAUCAUGAUUUAUUUGGAGAUAAAAAAGUAUUGUCUAAAAAGCCAAAACAAACUGUAAUUAAUCUUAUUUUAGAUUUAACAUUUAAUGGUUGGAAAAAGAUUAGAAAAGUCAUUAUGAAUCGUUUUAAAAAUUCUAAAGAUGCAGAAUAUAGAAUGAUGAUUGAUUUGUUAGAUAAUUCUAUACCACUUACUUUAGAUAUAUAUGCAGUACUUUUUAGAAGUGGAUACUUUGAGGGAUAUUUAGAAAGUGUUGUAAGAGUUUGGGUAUUAUUUCAAAGAUUAAGGAGACAUAAUUAUAAUAAAGCACCACUUGUAUUUUUAAGUGAUGUGUUUUAUUGGGAGCUUAAUAAUCAUCCAAUGGCAAAUGUUUUGAAAAAAAAUUUACCUAUUUUUAAUGAUUAUUUUGUUGAAAAUUUACACAGUUCUAUUAAAAGUCAAACUGCUGAAUCAAAUAAUGCACUGCAAAUUAUUCAAAAAGCAAAAAUUAUUGAUGCUGAAAGAAAUAAUAAUUCAUUUAAAGAAUCUUUUAUUAAUUCAAGAAAUCCAACUAUUUCUCAAGAUAAAUUAAAUUAUUUAGAAAGAAAAGUUUCUUUAUUUUUGUUUUCUCUUUUUGAUAAAAUUUAUCAUAAUAUUGGAAAUACAACCAAAAUUAAUAAUACAUAUAAACCUGCUAAUGAUAAUUUUUGUGAUGCAGAAAAAUGUUUAUUACCUAAUAAUAUAGAUUCAUCUAAUGGUAUUGUUUUAAUUUGUGGGCAUGGUUUUCAUAAAGAAUGUUUAACUUUAUAUAAUGAUAAAUGUAAUCAUUGUUUUAAUUAUUUAUCAUUUGAAGCUCAAAAAAAUAUUAAUACCUUAACAGCAAGAUUAACUACUCCACUAAAAAAUAAUGAAAUACCUUUAGUUGAAGAGAAAAUAAAUAACAAUUCAAAUGAAAAUAAUGAUGAAAAUAUACAAAGUAUUUUAGAAAGAUUAGAGCAAAAUAUAGAUAAUCAAUUUGAAAUUUUAUAUCAAGAAUGGUCAAAUUAUGAUAGCUUAUAA